Messenger RNA from Ectocarpus sp. CCAP 1310/34, 1625 nucleotides. Lineage: Eukaryota; Phaeophyceae; Ectocarpales; Ectocarpaceae. The record is from the annotation of a GenBank genome assembly.
AUGACCGGUGAUGAAGGGAAUGACGAUGCGUCGACGCCCCCAAGAUCGCGGGUGAAGGGCAAAGCCCAAGGGAGGGGCGACAAACCGAGCAAGUGGGCCCGCGCUGCACCCCCCAGUCCAGGCUUCGAUACUGCUGACAUCGAGGCCGCGACCAGGAACAGCCUCUUGUCGUUGGGCGGCAAAGGCGGCGGCUGCGGCGGUUCGAGCCGCCCAGACGUCGUCGAUCUCACCAACAGAAGCCAGGGUGGCGGUGCCGACGGUGCGAGGCGGGCUGGUGGUCGCGAGCGGGGCGGGAAAGUCGCGCACGCUCCUUUGGAACCCCACCAGGCCGAGUUGUUCGAGAGGGUGAAGGCGGCCGUGGAUCACCCCUCGUUCGCUAGCAACCGCGCCAAGUUGGCGGACAUCGCGCGGGAAGCCGCCACGGCCAAGGGCAUAGGGGGCGAGGCGUCGACGGAUGACGUCCUUCGGGAAGCGUGUCGGGAGUACGAUCUCCACCGGGUGAAUUACGUGCACGCCCACGAGUUUCAUUCACAAGAGACAACGAUCGGCAUGACCCGGAAGUGGGAGUCCGAGAUGGGCGUCGGGUCUGCAUUUUGCGGGUCGGUCCGGGCCAAAGUCAACCGGCACGAGUGGGACAACGGUGCGUUGCGCCUGCUCAUCUCUGGCGAGCGGCUGUCUGCCUCCGCCCUCAAGUACACCAAAGGGCUGCAGAAGCCGCCAAUAGCAGCCCGUGCGAGACGACCUCAUCAGUUGAACGGCCGCGUGGCGAACGACGGUCCCGCGUGGAACGUCCCGGCGGGGCUAGUGCUGGUCGGAGCGGACGCCAUCGACACGGUGGGAAGCGAGACCUAUGUGUGGAGGAUGGGUGACCCCUACAGAUCCUCGAGGGAGUUACACGAGGCGAUUCUUGCCCUCGACGUCCUCGGGGGGCUGGUGUGGUGCCCGGAGUCAGUCGGACUCAACCAAAAGGUCGGGGGGACAUUCACCGACGAGCAGCGGUCACGUGGAGGAAAUUCCGUGGAAUCGUGUAUCUUCGUUGAACUCGAAGCGGGAAAGGAGGGUGAGAGGUGCGAGCACAUCGAGAAGUGGGGCGGGGGCGCAGUCCCGGACCUGCGACCCGGCGCGGCCCCGGAUGCGUGGGUCGCCCUCCUGAGGUCGCACACGAUCCGCCGGCGGGUCGGGGCCAAGGUGAAAACUGUCCACAAGGGUGCCCUGUCGCCGUGGGUGGGGAACGCCGCCUCUGGUCGUUCCCUGAAGGAUGCCCAGGGAGUAGACUACGUGACGGAGCGCGAGGCGGGUGCGAUCCUGAAGUCGCACAACAGUUUGUACAAAGAGUGGUUGAAGAAGAACACCAACAACAAGUAGGUUGCCGCGUUGUCGUGCAGAUCGAAAUCCCACGGGGGGUUCGGUAAGCUGUCAGCUGGGCGGGCGUGCCUUCGUUGUGUUGGCUUGUCACGGGGUGUCGUACAACGACGGUUUGUUUGGUGCGUUGAGCUGCUGUGCCACCAACAGUUUGACAAACGUCCUCCUUGGAAAUGUUCCGCGCACAUUCCGCGUCGUUGGUUUUCGCGGAGGGGAACGUUUAGGGAAUGCCACCGCACUUGGCUUUGAUUGGAUCAAUGGCA